UCGAUGUGCGGUGAUCCGAUCGAGUCCAUGUAUGUCAGCUGGUCUAGCGUCACCAACAACACAACGCACUCGAAACACGCUCGUUUUCUCACGGCCCUCAGCAAACUCUCGCAAAAGCGUUUUCCCCAUCUUUCACUAGAUAACAGCCGGCUUUGAAGCUGAAAGACAAGGUGGAGGCUUUAGAUCUGUACGCCUACAGAGAGAGAGAGAGGCUCCAGCCAUACAAGAUGGAGUGCAAAUGGAAACCAGACGAGCGGGGACUUCAGCAGAUCUUACAGCUGCUCAAGGAAUCACAGUCCCCCGACACAUCCACGCAACGAUCCGUCCAACAAAAACUUGAGCAGCUCAAUCAAUACCCGGACUUUAACAACUACCUAAUAUUUGUGCUCACAAAGCUAAAGUCAGAAGACGAGCCCACUCGGUCUCUCAGUGGUCUCAUUUUGAAAAACAACGUUAAGACCCAUUACCAGAACUUCCCAAACGGCGUGUCUGACUUCAUCAAAAAUGAGUGUCUGCAGAACAUUGGAGACUCCUCACCGCUCAUUAGAGCCACAGUGGGUAUUCUGAUCACGACUAUAGCCUCCAAAGGAGAGUUACAGAACUGGCCGGAGCUUCUACCUAAACUCUGUUUACUGCUGGACUCAGAGGACUAUAACACUUGUGAAGGGGCUUUUGGAGCCCUGCAAAAGAUCUGUGAGGACUCUGCUGAGAUCCUGGACAGUGACAUGCUGGACCGUCCUCUCAACGUGAUGAUCCCCAAGUUCCUGCAGUUCUUCAAGCACAAUAGCCCCAAAAUCAGGUCCCAUGCCAUUGCCUGUGUCAACCAGUUCAUCAUCAGCAGAACACAGGCCCUGAUGCUGCACAUAGAUCCUUUCAUUGAGAACCUGUUUGCACUGGCAGGUGACGAGGAGCCCGAAGUGAGGAAGAAUGUGUGCAGAGCUUUAGUCAUGCUUUUGGAAGUCAGAUUAGACCGUCUCAUUCCUCACAUGCACAACAUCAUCGAGUACAUGUUGCAGAGGACACAAGAUCAGGAUGAAAAUGUCGCUCUGGAGGCCUGUGAAUUCUGGCUCACACUCGCUGAGCUGCCUGUGUGUAAAGAGGUCCUGUGUGGACACCUGCCCAAACUGAUACCAGUUCUUGUGAGUGGAAUGAAAUACUCUGAGAUUGACAUAAUCCUGUUGAAGGGUGAUGUCGAGGAGGACGAAGCAAUCCCAGACAAUGAGCAGGACAUUCGCCCGAGGUUCCAUCGCUCACGCACUGUGGCCCAAAAACACGAUGGGGGAGAAUCCAUUGAGGAAGAGGAGGACGAUGAAGAUGAGCUGGAUGAUGAUGAAACCAUUUCAGAUUGGAACUUGAGGAAAUGUUCUGCAGCUGCACUAGAUGUUCUGGCGAAUGUUUUCAGAGAUGAUUUGCUGUUGCAUAUUCUUCCUUUACUGAAAGAACUGCUGUUCCAUCCAGAGUGGCUUAUUAAAGAGUCGGGCAUACUUGUACUGGGAGCCAUUGCUGAAGGCUGUAUGCAGGGGAUGAUCCCUUACUUGCCAGAGUUGAUUCCUCAUCUGGUACAGUGUCUGUCUGAUAAGAAGGCACUGGUUCGAUCCAUCACUUGCUGGACUCUGAGCCGCUACGCACACUGGGUUGUUAGCCAGCCCCCCGACAUCUACCUCAAACCACUCAUGACUGAACUACUCAAACGGAUACUAGACAGCAACAAGCGUGUCCAAGAGGCCGCCUGCAGUGCCUUUGCUACCCUUGAAGAGGAGGCUUGCACUGAGCUGGUGCCGUACCUUGCUUUUAUUUUGAACACGUUGGUCUUUGCUUUCAGUAAAUACCAGCACAAGAACCUUCUCAUCCUCUAUGAUGCCAUUGGGACUCUGGCUGACUCUGUGGGCCAUCAUCUCAACAAACCAGAAUAUAUUCAGAUGCUGAUGCCUCCAUUGAUUCAAAAAUGGAACCAGCUAAAAGAUGAGGAUAAAGAUCUCUUUCCCUUACUGGAGUGUCUCUCGUCUGUGGCCACCGCCCUGCGGAGCGGCUUCCUGCCAUACUGUGAACCUGUCUACCAGCGCUGUGUCAGCCUGGUCCAGAAAACACUCGCCCAGGCUGUGGUGAGAAGCCACACAAAUACACACAGACCCACUCAUCUCUCGCUCCACCAGAGUCAGCCUGAGUUGUAUGAAGCUCCUGAUAAAGAUUUCAUGAUUGUGGCUCUGGAUCUGCUCAGCGGAUUAGCGGAGGGUCUUGGAGGGAACAUAGAACAGCUAGUUGCCCGCAGCAGCAUCCUCACUCUCAUGUACCAGUGCAUGCAGGAUAAAAUGCCAGAGGUCCGACAGAGUUCUUUUGCUCUUUUGGGAGAUCUGACCAAAGCCUGCUUCCAGCAUGUCAAACCUUGCAUUGCGAACUUCAUGCCUAUCUUGGGCACGAACCUGAACCCAGAAUUGAUAUCAGUCUGCAACAAUGCAACAUGGGCCAUUGGAGAAAUAUCCAUUCAGAUGGGUUCUGAGAUGCAGCCGUAUGUCCCGGUGGUUUUACAGCAGCUUAUGGAGAUCAUAAAUAGACCCAGCACACCCAAGACACUGCUGGAGAAUACAGCAAUAACAAUUGGUCGUCUUGGUUACGUUUGUCCUCAAGAGGUGGCACCCAUGCUACAGCAGUUUAUAAGACCCUGGUGCACCUCUCUACGCAAUAUAAGAGACAAUGAAGAGAAAGACUCUGCGUUCAGAGGAAUCUGCACCAUGAUCACGGUCAACCCUGGUGGUGUGGUGCAGGACUUUAUAUUUUUCUGUGAUGCUGUUGCAUCCUGGAUGAACCCAAAAGAUGAUCUUCGAGAAAUGUUCUAUAAGAUCUUGCAUGGGUUUAAGAACCAGGUUGGAGAUGAGAAUUGGAGACGCUUUUCUGACCAGUUUCCCCUUCCACUCAAAGAAAGACUAGCAACAUUCUAUGGGGUGUAGAUGUUAUCUGAUUGAAGAGCUUAUUCACUAUGGGAGAGGAUGGGAACCUCUGAUAACCAGGGCAUAAUGUUGCCCUUUUCCUGGGGGGAAGGGUGGUCUAGCAGGGGUAGGAGCCAUACAGCCCACCGGACCCCUGUAGACAGGGUGGGAGUGAAGUGUUAGCUAAGGAAACUAGUCAACGACACCUUGCCAAGCCAAACCAAAAUAGGGAGGAAAGCUUUUUCAUCAUGUUAUAACAAUCAGCCAUGAUGGCAAAAACAAAAUACAUUGUUAGCAUUCAUUCACUAGGGCACUUAAUGUAACGGGACAUCCAGUGGUAAAAAAAACUAAAAAACAAUGAGACGAAGAUAAGGUAACACAAUGUAACUCUAGAAAUGCAAGUCCUUUCAUAUCAUUGAUAGUGAAAUGGUUUUGAUCUUUGCCAUUUGUUUUGGAUCAGCGGUGAUGCAACGAUAAAGGAAAACAAAUCUGAAUAACUGCAUACUUUUCUGUCUUGGUAAAUGAAGUUGGUAUGCACAAAUUGAGAGGUAAGGCUGCAUAUUAACGCAGUGAAGAUGGUUGAAUGGUGCAAACAUCUGCUCUGUCGAGUUACACUUUCUGAUCUCCAGCGUGGCUUGACAUGGAUCCAAACUAGUGAACCCUAAACACAUUUUUUUGUUCACAUUUGAAACAUACAUCAGCGAUUUCUUUUUGCUUAGUUUGCUCAGAGCAUGCAUUUGAAGAUGCUUGUGAUAUCUUUUUUUUGGCACUGAUCGGGUUAAUCUGUAUGUUCAGUUGUAUGAUUUUGUGUAUGUUGGUGGCCCAAUUAGCGAUAAGUUUUUCUAUCACCCCUCAUACAGACUAGAUUUGAUUGUGUUCUGUCCACACAAACACAACAUACAAGAGGUGACGUGUUUUCAAUCCACAUAUUGCUUUUGUGACUUGGUUUAUUUAGUUAUGUCACCUCCUGCUUGAGGUUUGAAUAACAUCGGUGUGUUGUGUGUGAUCCUGGACACUUCCGUGCUUGUGGAGGCAGUUUUUGUGUCCCUCAUGUGAAUAGUAGCAAGCCUUGAAAGUUGGUUCUUACAACUACAAGAUAAAUUCUGGAUUCAAACCGAACCAGCUGAGAUUUCAAACCUUUCAGGAUGUAAGGAGUUUUUCUAUUUUUUUUUUUUUAUUAAUUUAGAUCUGAACAUCAUGGGGUACUGUCAGGUGUUUGUGAGUCUGUGUUGUGUUGGUGUAUUUCUGCAGUGUUUUUAUUUUCUUCAGGUUAUCUGUCACAUUCCAGCUGUUUUGCAUUUGUAACCAAUAAGAAAGGAGAUUGUUCUGACAAAAAAAAAAAAAAAAAAAAAAAAAAUGAAAAGAACAAACAAAGAAACAUGAUGUAGGCAGAUAUUAUGAAUGUUAAGUGUGCCGUCUUACACUAAUGAAUGCUGCUAUGUGUUGUAAUUUUCUACUUGAAUAUUUUAUGUUGUAGAGACAUCAGGAGGUAUGUUUAACUUUUUUUUUCUUUGCUGUGUUUUUUUAAGUUUUUAUUUUUUAUGAAUCCCUCUCUCCGCUGUUCAGGCUCCCAUGUUUUAUAAUAAUAAUAGAGCCAUUCCCUGUAACCCAUUCAGCUGCUAGUGAAUAUCCUUUCUAAUGGUCAUAUUUUUGUCACUAUCUCCAUGUAAAAGAAUGUAAAACCUUUUUUUUUAUUUAUUUUUUAUUAGAGGAGAUGGACACUUAAAUAGGAUACAUCAUGUGGGUUAAAAUGGAAGUAACUGGGCCUUAUAUAUGUGAACAUUUGUUAUUUAUAAAAUAUAAAUGCAGUAUGUACUGUACCACCUUGAAGUUUUUCAGGGGUUAAAUACGGCCAUGAGACUUGGAGAUUGCACAGUAAUGAAUCUAAUGGUUUUACUUUUUUAAUGGUUUAAUUUUGUUGUUGUUGUUGUUGUUAUUGUUGUCUUUUCUUUAUGUGAAGUACAAAAUGUAAAAAUCGAAAUAUUGUGUCCCCACCCCAGACUGGACCUGUCUAGUUCUAUGUGUGGAAAUCAAGAAAAUGUUAUAAUGAAGUCAAAUUUUGCUCAAAAGCUCCCUUUUCUGUUUUUUUUUUUUUUUUUUUUUAAUUUUUUUUAUUACUUUUAUUUUAUAAUCUGAUUUUGCAGAAAGAUUAAAAUAUAGAAUGUAAUAAUUUUUAGGGGCCACCAGAUAUUUUGGAACAUGCAAAGAAUAUAUAUUGUACUGUAGAAAUUUUGUAAAGAUAUUUGUAUGACAUUCUUAUGGACGUAAGUUUGUUUCACUGCUUGGAUUUGUGCAUUGAUAAGAAUAAACACUUUUU
Molecule: messenger RNA, 5241 nt
Organism: Carassius auratus (goldfish)
Lineage: Eukaryota; Metazoa; Chordata; Actinopteri; Cypriniformes; Cyprinidae
Product: transportin-1-like
Exons: 24
Coding region: 228-2945 (905 amino acids)
Biological process (GO): protein import into nucleus
Molecular function (GO): small GTPase binding
Source: RefSeq, a predicted model, not a curated record